Molecule: messenger RNA, 4684 nt
Organism: Phacochoerus africanus (Common warthog)
Lineage: Eukaryota; Metazoa; Chordata; Mammalia; Artiodactyla; Suidae
Product: colorectal mutant cancer protein
Exons: 17
Coding region: 558-3137 (859 amino acids)
Biological process (GO): negative regulation of canonical Wnt signaling pathway
Cellular component (GO): cytoplasm
Source: RefSeq, a predicted model, not a curated record
AAAAAAAGGCACACCCACACACAAAAAAAAUGACACAGUAUCCUAUAUAACCCAUGACACUGAUGAUUCUUCACUGACCUCUUCAACUGCUCUGAAUCUUGUAUGUUUGGAGACACUAUGGGAAGCAAGACUGGCUUUACAGGGAGAAGGUCUUUUCUGUUUGAGUUUCAGAAUGCCAGGGGCGUUCUGUUCCUUCCAGAGGUUUCUCUUACUUUGUAAUGAUUCCUGAAAUUCUGCAAUAUUUCUUUUCUUCUUUAAUCACUUUCAUGUUUCCUUCUCGAAGCCUGUGUUUUGGAGCGUGAAGAGGCUGGUAGCAGGGCAGCUGUUAGACUCACAGCAGAUUAGUUUAGCGAAUGGCACAACCAAAGGGCUCUGUAUAGACAGUGACACCAGCAGAAGGAGCAGUGGGUAGGAGGGCCUGAAGGCCAUCUUUAUCCGUCUGAUAAACUUGUCCAGACUGGUCCCGGUUGAGCAGGUCUGGAAGGAAGAGGAAGCUGCUGCUCUGCAAAGCUCUGCUUCCUGCCCUUGAACUCCAGCAGAGGCAGGUGUGGUUCUGCAUGCUCCGAACACACACACCUAACAGAGACGCCCAGACCUACCUGAGCACAUUGGUGGGGUCAACCGGGAGGAAAGAAGACACAGAGGAGAGGACACACCUCAUGGAACGGCAGUGGGGCAGAGGCUGGAAAGAAUGGGAUUGGAAUCUCCACUUGGCAGCCCUGGCAUCACUCAAGGGGGAUAUAGUGGAGCUUAAUAAACGUCUGCAGCAAACGGAGCGGGAACGGGACCUUCUGGAAAAGAAGUUGGCCAAGGCACAGUGUGAGCAGUCCCACCUCAUGAGAGAGCAUGAGGACGUCCAGGAGCGAACGACACUUCGGUACGAGGAACGCAUCACUGAACUCCACAGCAUCAUUGCGGAGCUCAAUAAGAAGAUAGACCGUUUGCAAGGCACCACCAUCAGGGAGGAAGAUGAGUACUCAGAACUGCGAUCAGAACUCAGCCAGAGUCAACACGAGGUCAAUGAGGACUCCCGCAGUGUGGACCAAGACCAGACCUCCGUCUCCAUCCCCGAAAACCAAUCCACCAUGGUCACUGCAGACAUGGAUAACUGCAGUGACCUGAACUCGGAACUGCAGAGGGUGCUGACGGGGCUGGAGAACGUUGUCUGCUGCAGGAAGAAGAGCAGCUGCAGCCUCUCCGUGGCGGAGGUGGACAGGCACAUCGAGCAGCUUACCACGGCCAGUGAGCACUGUGACUUGGCUAUUAAGACAGUGGAGGAGAUCGAGGGGGUCCUUGGCCGGGACCUGUACCCCAACUUGGCUGAAGAGCGCUCUCGAUGGGAGAAGGAGCUGGCUGGGCUGAGGGAAGAGAAUGAGAGCCUGACUGCCAUGCUGUGCAGCAAAGAGGAGGAGCUGAACAGGACCAAGGCCACCAUGAACGCCAUCCGCGAGGAGCGCGACCGGCUGCGGAGGAGGGUUCGAGAGCUUCAAACUCGACUACAGAGCGUGCAGGCCACAGGCCCCUCCAGCCCUGGCCGCCUCACUUCGGCCAACCGCCCCGUUAACCCGAGCACCGGAGAGCUGAGCACGAGCAGCAGCAGCAAUGACAUUCCCAUCGCCAAGAUUGCCGAGAGGGUGAAGCUGUCAAAGACCAGGUCCGAAUCUUCGUCGUCGGAACGGCCUGUCCUGGGCUCUGAAAUCAGCAGCAUAGGGGUAUCCAGCAGCGUGGCAGAGCACCUGGCCCACUCUCUUCAGGACUGCUCCAACAUCCAAGAGAUCUUCCAGACACUCUACUCCCAUGGAUCUGCCAUCUCGGAAAGCAAAAUUAGAGAAUUUGAGGUAGAAACGGAACGGUUGAACAGCCGUAUCGAACACCUCAAAUCCCAGAAUGACCUUCUGACUAUAACCCUGGAAGAGUGCAAAAGCAAUGCUGAGCGGAUGAGCAUGCUGGUGGGAAAAUAUGAAUCCAACGCCACCGCACUGAGGCUGGCCCUGCAGUACAGUGAGCAGUGCAUCGAAGCCUACGAACUCCUCCUGGCGCUGGCGGAGAGUGAGCAGAGCCUCAUCCUGGGGCAGUUCCGGGCAGCCGGUGUGGGGUCGUCUCCUGGAGACCAAUCAGGGGAUGAGAACAUCACUCAGAUGCUCAAACGAGCUCACGACUGCCGGAAGACAGCCGAGAAUGCCGCCAAAGCCCUGCUCAUGAAGCUGGAUGGCAGCUGCGGAGGGGCCUUUGCCGUGGCCGGCUGCAGCGUGCAGCCCUGGGAGAGCCUGUCCUCCAACAGCCACACCAGCACCACCAGCUCCACAGCCAGCAGCUGCGAUACAGAGUUCACUAAGGAAGAUGAGCAGAGGCUGAAGGAUUAUAUCCAGCAGCUCAAGAACGACAGGGCCGCAGUCAAGCUGACCAUGCUGGAGUUGGAAAGCAUCCACAUCGAUCCUCUUAGCUACGAUGUCAAGCCCCGGGGAGACAGCCAGCGGCUAGACCUGGAAAACGCGGUGCUGAUGCAGGAGCUGAUGGCCAUGAAGGAAGAGAUGGCCGAGCUGAAGGCCCAGCUCUACCUCCUGGAGAAAGAGAAGAAGGCCCUGGAGCUGAAGCUGAGCACACGGGAGGCCCAGGAGCAGGCCUACCUGGUGCACAUCGAGCACCUGAAGUCCGAGGUGGAGGAGCAGAAGGAGCAGCGCACGCGGUCCCUCAGCUCCACCAGCAGUGGCGGCAAGGACAAGGCUGGCAAGGAGUGUGCUGAUGCCACCUCCCCAGCUCUGUCUCUGGCUGAACUAAGGACGGCGUGCAGUGACAGCGAGCUGGCUGCAGAGUUCGCCAACGCCAUCCGUCGGGAAAAGAAGCUAAAGACCAGAGUUCAAGAGUUAGUGAGUGCCUUGGAAAGACUCACCAAGAGCAGUGAAAUCCGACACCAGCAAUCAGCAGAGUUUGUGAAUGACUUAAAGAGAGCCAACAGCAACCUGGUGGCUGCCUAUGAAAAAGCAAAGAAGAAGCAUCAAAACAAACUGAAGAAGCUGGAGUCUCAGAUGAUGGCCAUGGUGGAGAGGCACGAGACCCAAGUGAGGAUGCUCAAGCAGAGGAUAGCUCUGCUGGAGGAGGAGAACUCGCGGCCACACACCAACGAAACUUCACUUUAACUGGCACUCAGACUCUCAAGCUCUGCUCGUGGAAGCUAAACUCUAGCAGGUCACUGAGGAGAGAGGGGCGCUGGGGGACAGAGGACCUGUUGGGAGAACGAAGAAAGGGGAGAUUGGCAGGUAGGUCAGCACAUGGACAGUGAAGUGCCCUGGUCUCAGCCCUGGUGGCACCACAUAGACUGUACCCAGAGGAUGCUGCUUCUCCCCUCUCGGGCCUUGGACAGUGUGGAAACACCUGCCAGGCAUGCCGGCUCCACAGGCUGUGCUUCUGCUUUCAGCACUGGCUGUCACUCUCUCACCUUUUCUGUUCUGAAAGUUGUGUGUUGCUGGUAUAACUUGGGUAUUGUCUGUUUUUUAAGAUUUUCCAUUCUUUUUUUUUUUUUCUCUCCUUUUAGUAGACCACAGCCUUACCUCUGACGUCCCCAGUGUAUCUUCUUUCCUUCUCCUUCAGGGGAAAACUAAUGGGGUGGUGGUGGGGGUGAGCAUCUAGAAGAACUGCUCAUUUGUUUAUUGCAACCAGGCUUUGGUUUUCAAAUCCCACAUAUCACUAAGGUGUUCUGGGAGGUAGAUCACAGGCGGAUGGCACACAGGUGUUACUUACAGGCACGGGUAUGUCGAAGCCACAGGUAGAACAGCUGGGACUGAAGAGUUCUGUGUGGGAUCAGGAAGACCCAUUAUACUUAAUCUCAGCCCCAGGCAAUAGCUAACUGCCAGAGUCCAAGCUUGUCCACAUGAGCACACACAGAGCUCUGGACCUGCCUCUGUUCCUCUAGGGCAAGAGGCAGGAUGCUGAGGAGGUGUUGUUUUUGCAGGCCAACCCCACCUACUUAAGAGAUUUUUACUGCAGUGCCAGUUCAAGACUUCAGCCCUAUUAAAGGGUGAAGGGAGGGCAAGGGGAAGGGUACAGUCGCUGAGAACUCAGACAUGGCGAUGGUCACCAUGUGGUGCCUCGGCAGGUGAGAUGUCCAGCAAAAUGCUGACAGAACUGAGCAGGGCCAGAGUACCUGAAUUCUUUCAGGAAGGUCUUCCCUCUUAAAUUCAUCCUUCUCUUUCUACUGUAACCUUCUCUGUUUCACUUUGUUUUUCAAUUCUUCCAUCCCUGCCCUACACUGACCAAUACAUUGUAGAGGACCACUUGCCAUUUGAGUCCCUGUGCCCAUACGCUGUUUUCCAAGGGCAUGGCACAAGUUCCUCCGCCUUUUCUGCAUGGUGGGGAAGGAUGUCUUAGCCACCACCUCAGAAGGCAGAGCAGUUCUGUCCCCAAAGCAACCACCCUUCCCUCUCAGGCCAGCAGUGAGGCUCCCCAUCUUUAAAAAAAAAAAAAAAAAUCAACUGGUGUGUGUGCGAAGGGCCUGGCUUUGGGACGCUUUGAUUGCUUCCAAGUACCAUUUCUUCCAAGUCAGGCAAACUUGGUUCUUGUCAGUGAUAUUCAGUCACCUUUUACUCUUUGGAUAAAGCUUCACUUUGUUACAAGGAAAACGUUUUGGUAAUAAAAAGUUUAGGAGUUCCCGUCGUGGCUCAGUGGCUAACAAAUCCAACUAGGAACC